This is a messenger RNA of Protopolystoma xenopodis, 669 nucleotides long. NCBI's taxonomy places the organism in Eukaryota, Metazoa, Platyhelminthes, Monogenea, Polystomatidea, Polystomatidae. The record is from the annotation of a GenBank genome assembly.
AUGCCUCGUCAAGACUGUCUCAGAGAUACGGCGAGGAACAGGGCUACACUUGGCACGACUGUUCUUCCGUUCUUCCGUUCUUCCGUUCUUGCGUCCUUCCGUUCAUCCGUUCAUCCGUUCAUCCGUUCAUCCGUUCAUCCGUUCAUCCGUUCAUCCGUUCAUCCGUUCAUCCGUUAUUCUCUUCAUCCGUUCCAUCGUUCCACCGUUCAUCCAUUCAUCCGUCCAUCUUUCAGUCCAUUCGUCACGGGGUGUCUUGACAACGUGUCUGCGUGUCCAGAGUACCGGGACACGGACAGACACGUGAAUGCGACGAGGCAUCGCACUGUCGAGUUCCGAUCGAGGCCAAUCAGCCAGCCGGCCGGCCGGCCGGCCGACAAGUCUGGCAGGCACCGUUAUCCGUUAGUCCAUGUCUGUAGCUCUGUCUGCCCGGACCCGGCCAGGCCCGGCUCUGCCGUCGCGUCUGCUCAGCGUCCGACGAAAGGCUUUUUACGCAACCAGACGACAACCGACCCUGCCUAUCCUUGGACAUUGCCAGGCCGACCGACCGACCGACCGACCUACCAAUCAUCGGCGCCGGCUGCAGGUGUGCUUUUCUCUUUGUCGGUCUGUUUGAGAAGUGAAUGUCUCCAUCCGGCCCGGCAAAAACGAUCCAGAAAUCCUUACACAUGA